AUGUUCAGUUGUGAACCUGGCAGACUGUUGUUCAUACUGCAUGGCUGCCUCAUAAUAAGUGCACGCGUCUCUUCAACAUGGUUGCAUCACAUACAUAUGAUAAAGUCGUUGAAGCCUGUUACGUCCGUCAUUGUUGCGGCUUUACUGCCUAAAUAUGGCAUCGGUGCACAAGGAAAGCUUCCGUGGAGAUUGAAACAGGAAAUGAAAUACUUUAAGGAUGUCACCUCUGCUGCAAGAGCAGGUUCAAUCAACGCGGUGGUGAUGGGCAGAAAAACAUGGGAAUCUAUUCCUAAAAAGUUCAGACCUUUGCCAAAUAGACUCAAUAUUGUUUUAUCGAGAUCGUUUUCGAAUGAGGAAAAGGAUGGCGUUCUCUAUUUCAACAGUAUCGACUCCAUCAUGUCUAACUUGGCCCAAAGCAAUUACUGGUACCAUGAUAAACCUAUAGACAAAAUCUUCAUUAUCGGAGGAGCCGAGAUAUAUAAUUCAGUGAUGAAAGGGGAUUUGGUUGAUAAUUUGUUGGUUACGAACAUCAGGUAUGUCGGAAACCCUGAGGCGGAACCAGUUUUAGACACAUUUUUGGACUGGGACAUGUCUUUGUGGGAACAGAGUAAUGUCUCCCGUAUAAGAGAAUUCCUGGACGUCGAAUUUGAGGAGGGAAUAAUCAAAGAGGGUGACUAUGAGUACGAGUACACAAUGUGGGAAAGACGUAAAUAA
Messenger RNA from Clavispora lusitaniae ATCC 42720, 714 nucleotides. It is a transcript of the gene DFR1, whose product is annotated as dihydrofolate reductase. Lineage: Eukaryota; Fungi; Ascomycota; Pichiomycetes; Serinales; Metschnikowiaceae. Gene Ontology annotation, biological process: folic acid metabolic process; tetrahydrofolate biosynthetic process; dihydrofolate metabolic process. Gene Ontology annotation, molecular function: dihydrofolate reductase activity; NADP binding. The record is from RefSeq and is a predicted model, not a curated record. Gene Ontology annotation, cellular component: mitochondrion.